UUGUAAGCGCCAAAACGAACGCACUAUAGAAACUUCCGUCCAGUUCGUCAACGACUAACGUAGUUCUCCUCAUAGCUAGGUUGAUCGUGCUUACGCUUCCUUUCAACGCGUGUCGUUCUUUUAGCAAAAUGGCACCUAAACCGAAGCCUACAGAUAAAGCAGGCAAGCCUGCAGAAAAGAAAGCUGAAAAGAAGACCGAGAAGAAGCCAGCCACUGCAGCUUCCAGUGGCAAAGUGACAAAGCCUGCAGCCAAGCCUGCUGCUGCGAAGAAGCCAGCAGCUUCCAAACCGGCAGCAGCUGCCAAGCCUGCAGCCAAGCCUGUAGCGAAAACUGUACUCAAACUUGCUAGCAAGCCAUUGAUUAGCAAGCCUAAGAAAAAUAUACAAGCUGCGAAAAAGACUCCCAAGGGUGGAAAGCCAGCAGUGCCUCUUCAGAAAGCUCUUAAGGCACAGAAAAAGAUCCUGAAGGGAGUACAUGGUUCGAGAGUAAGGAAAAUCAGGACAUCCGUCCAUUUCCACAGGCCCAAGACCCAGAGACCGUCGAGGACUCCUAAAUAUGCGCGCAAAUCGGUACCCAACAGGAAUCGUAUGGAUGCUUUCAACAUCAUCAAGUAUCCUUUGACGACGGAAGCGGCUAUGAAGAAGAUCGAAGAUAACAACACUUUGGUCUUCAUAGUCCAUAUACGUUCCAAUAAGUAUCACAUCAAGGCGUCGAUCAAGAAACUUUACGACGUCGACGUGGCAAAAGUUAACACCCUCGUUAGGCCAGAUGGCAAAAAGAAGGCUUAUGUGCGUUUAACGCGCGAUUAUGAUGCAUUAGAUGUUGCGAAUAAGAUUGGUAUCAUAUAAAUUUCCAUCUCACUUGUAUAAAAUCUGUACUGAUAAUAAAGUAUCAAUACGGUAAGUUGAAUUCUUCAA
This is a messenger RNA of Odontomachus brunneus, 917 nucleotides long. RefSeq names its product 60S ribosomal protein L23a (gene RpL23A). The transcript is spliced from 4 exons. Gene Ontology annotation, molecular function: rRNA binding; structural constituent of ribosome. Bases 129 to 848 code for a protein of 239 amino acids. Gene Ontology annotation, cellular component: ribosome; cytosolic large ribosomal subunit. The record is from RefSeq and is a predicted model, not a curated record. Lineage: Eukaryota; Metazoa; Arthropoda; Insecta; Hymenoptera; Formicidae. Gene Ontology annotation, biological process: ribosomal large subunit assembly; translation.